Molecule: messenger RNA, 4171 nt
Organism: Pocillopora verrucosa
Lineage: Eukaryota; Metazoa; Cnidaria; Anthozoa; Scleractinia; Pocilloporidae
Product: GRB10-interacting GYF protein 2
Cellular component (GO): cytosol
Molecular function (GO): protein binding
Source: RefSeq, a predicted model, not a curated record
CUAACCACGUGAUCAAACUUGUAAAUUUCGAGGUUCGCCAUUUUUCUCUCACCUUUACUUGAACGCAGGAAUUUGCAAAGCUCUUGCAGAGCUACAAGACAAUAUUCGAAGGAAUCAGUAUGUCGGAAACUCUAACGUUUGGACCGGAGUGGUUGCGUGCACUGUCCAGUGGUAACAGUGUUACCUCUCCCCCACCUUCCCCUGGGCCAAAGUACAAACUUGCUGAGCACCGGUAUGGUAAGGAGGAGAUGCUGGCGCUGUUCAGUGAGGAUGUCAUGGUGCCCCCAGAGUUACAGUUGUUUGAUUCAAUCUGUAGAACUCGACCUGCUCUUCCUUUAGCUUUUCAACAAUUUACAGAGGAGGAACAGAGAAACUCUGCUGGGUCUGUUAACAGUAAUGCUGUCUUGAAGUUAAUGGGUCGUGGUGCAAUGCGAGGAGUUGGCCCGCCUAGAGGACCGGGUAGGGGUGGAAUUAGAGGGCGCGGCAGGGGGGAUGGGGGAUAUACAAGACAAACAUCAUAUGAAGACACCAGGGGAGAGGGUGGGGCAGGCUUUGGACGAGGCAGCGAGACCCGCAGGCAGGGAUGGAGUGAGAACAGUCGUGGAAGCUUUGAGAGAUCACCAAGCCUUAGAGAAUCAGGUCCAUCUGGUCCUGGCAGAGGAGGGUAUGAUCCAUCUUUAGCUCGACCUCGCCUCUCGAGUGACACAUCUUGGGAACGAGCAGAGAGAAGAUCAGAUAGCGGCAAUUGGAGGUCUGGUGAUGACGAUGAUGGCUGGAGAAUAUCUGGACAGCGGUCCUCUGACAGAUCUGACAAAUGGAGAGGAGGUGGUCCAUCAAGAGGCCGUGCAUCCUGGAGAGGGGGAACAGAGUCCUAUCGAGAACGAGGUCAUCCUGAUGACGAGUGGCAAACAGCACGUGGCAGUCGUCGGUCUUAUCAUGAUAAUGAAGAUGUUCGGUGGGGCUCAUCUUAUGACAGGCUCCCUGAAUGGAGUAAUGAUGAUAAUGAAGAUUUUACAACUCCUGGCACAUUUGAUUCUUCAGGAGCAUUUGUGUCUAAGCAAAAGGAAGAGGACAGCCAAAGUAAAGAUGAGAGAAAAUAUGUUGAAAAUAGAGAUAAAAAUAUGGGAAAUCAGUCUGAAAGUGAUGAUGAAGAACCACCAGAUGUUUGGGAUGAUGAGGACAAGGAUGCAGUCCAAACAAAACACUCUGACUCAGGAACAAGACCUGUCAGUGAAGGAAAACCACCAGAAACAUUAGAACAACAAAAACCACCAGCCGCUAAACCACCUUCUACACAUCAAACAACAGAUACAUGCAAACCUUCUCCCUCAACUACAACUUCACCACCUCCAUCUCCAUCACACUCCUCCACUUCACAGCAAAGAACACCUAAUUCUACUCCAUCCAAUGCACCUAACAAACCAUUCGCCCAUGUACCUCCACAAGCUCACAUCACCACAUCCUCAACAAUGCUGGAACAAGCUGCUGGCAGUCUGAAAGAAGACGAGCCUAACAUGGACCAUUUUGCACAAGCUGCGGAAAACCUUGUGGCUUCAUUAGAUGAUGAUGAAGAGGAGGAUUUAAAAGAAGGGGAACAACCUACUACACAGCAGAAGCAGGAAUAUCGCAGUUCACCAACAACUACAGAAGAGGUGCAAUGGAGUUACACUGAUCCACAGGGCAAAGUGCAAGGUCCAUUUUCCAACUCUGAGAUGGCAGACUGGUUUAGUCAUGGUUACUUCACAAUGGGAUUGUUGGUCAAACGAACUAUUGAUGAGAUUUUCCAACCACUUGGCGAGAUUAUUAAACAAUGGGGGAGAGUGCCCUUCACCCCUGGUCCUCAGCCGCCUCCCUGUAAGGUUGUUCCUGAACACAUUCAGAGACAGCAACAGAUCUUAGCCCAACAACAGCAAUACCAACAUCUGAUGCAGCAACACUACCUUCAACAGCAACUGUUCCAUCAGCAAGCAAUGAUGAUGCAGCAACAACAACUGCAACACAGCCAACAGCAAAUGCAACAGAUGCAGCAGAUGCCACCACCACCUCAGCAUUCCCCAACACAAAACAGCUCAUCUCCUAUGACGCAGCAUGGUCAACCUCAGGCAAAACAGGCAGGAGUCCAUCACUUGGAACAGCAACCCCAACAAGGAAGACCCCAAACUCUGUCACCGCACGCUGAAUCAAUCUGGGGCACUGGAACGCCACCCCAAGCUUCUCCUUCUAUCAUUGCACCUGGUCCUUGGUCUCCUGUAACAACAACAUCGGCUGGAAAAGGCUGGGAUACAGAAAAUAGCCAACAGAAUGUUCCAUCCUUUGAGGAAAUACAGAGAAUGGAAGAAGAGAAAGAAAAGCAGGCAAGGCUUGAAAUGGAAAGAAGAGAAGCUAAUGCCAGGGCUAUGAGACUGAAGCAAGAGGAAGAAGAACGGAGACGCGCGCAGGAGGCAGCCAUGCUCAAGAAACAACAACAAGAGGACGAGGAAAGACGGCAAUUGCAGGAGACGGAGAGAAGAAGAAAAGAACAAGAAGAACUCAGAAAGAAACAGGAAGAAGCGCGAAGAAAACAAGAAGAAGAGCUGAGAAGGAAACAAGAACAACAGGAAGUGUUACGCCAACAAGAACAGCAGCAACGGCAACAGCUUGAGCAACAGAAAGCGGAGCAGAAGCGACUACACGAGGUACGGCAACAGCAGCAGCAAGCUCUUCUUCGACUCCAGCAGCAACAGCAAGAACUCCAGAGAAAGAAAGACUUGCAAAUAAAAGCCGAAUUGCAACAGCGGGAGUUGCAGCAGAAACUGCACCAGAAGAGACAGGAAAGUCAGACGUCAGGAGGGUCUCUGUGGGGUUCUCCUACCCCUGUGUCAGGUACUAUGUCCCUAACCCAGAUUCAACAGCAGGAGGAAAGAGACAAGGUGCAGCGGGAAUUCAAACUGCAGCAGCUUCAGGCCCAGCAGAAAAGGGAACAACAGACACGGGGUGUACCAGGGUGGGGUGAAAGACCACCUGUGGUGAAUCAGCCUGUCAAGUCUUUGCUACAGAUACAACAGGAGCAGGCCCAGCAACAGAACAAAAGGCAGCAGGGAUCUGCUUUGUCGAGAUCACAGCCGAGUCACAAUCCUCUCAGUUCGUCAGUGUGGGGGAAUGCUGGACACCUUUCAGCAUCUUGGGGACCAGCUCCCAAUUCAGCUAACAUCUGGGGCUCAACACCAUCCAAGCCUCCUCCUCCUCCUCAGCAGCAGUAUGAUGACGAAGACGACGACGAAGACGAUGAUGACGACGACAGCGAUGAGGAAGGUGGAGCAUUCUGGGAUGAUGCCGUCAAAGCUGCGAGUAAGAGUCGUGAACAACAACAGCAACAGUUUGUACAACAACAGCGACAGCAACAAAAAGCCAGUCAACCUCAGACCAAUAUGGCGUCUGAUAAGCGAGCUAAUAGAGACGAGGAAAACUUGAGACGGCUUUUCCACAGUCAACCCAGUGUGGACGAGUUUUCUGUUUGGUGUGACCAAGCGCUCCGCAGCCUAAAUAUCGCUUCAGGAAUUGACAUUCCAACAUUCUCGGCAUUUCUCAGUGAUGUGGAAUCACCGUAUGAGGUUUACGACUACGUCAAGUCUUACUUAGGAGACAAUCGCGAAACGAGAGAUUUUGCUCGCGAGUUCAUCGAAAGACGGAAGAAACAAAAGGACAAAAUUCCUGCUUCUCUUCCACCGUUUUCUCAAGCAAGUGUGUGGGGUGCACCUGUUCCUCGGGGACCAUCUGCAGCCAGGCCCACGAAUAUGACCCAAUCAGGCGCCUUCCUAUCGGGUCCACCUCAAGAGGAUCCUCAGGAAGCAAUGAAUAAGAAGAAAAGAAAGAAAAAGAUGCAGAAAGUGGACCCGAGCAUUUUGGGAUUCAGCGUGAAUGCGGCGGAUCGAGUGAACAUGGGAGAAAUACAGACUGUCGAAGACUAGCAAUGAGACCUUUAAACAAAUGCAAAGGUGGCGACAAAGCUUCGCCUUGGCCUUUUUCGAAACAGAAAAAAAAAGAAACAAAUUGUUUUAUAUGUUAGACCAAAUAUCGAGUAGCGAAUUUUUAAUCGGCGACCGCGUGGAGCGGUGGAGAAAUGUGGACUGUACAAACUGUAAAUGGCGAACAAAAGCUCAAGCCCUAAUAUAGCUGAAAAUAUUUUCUUUGA